AGCGGAGCGAGGGGGUCGGGGAACCUCGGAAGCACGAGGUGGGGAGCCCCCGGAGCGCGGCCAUGGGCGGCAGCACCCGCGGCCCCGGAUCCCUGGAAGGGGACGAAGUCCCUGGCCAGUCUCCCUACGAGCGACUGAGUCAGCGGAUGUUGGACAUUUCUGGGGACCGAGGUGUGCUGAAAGAUAUCAUCCGAGAGGGCGCUGGCGACCCCGUGACCCCUGAUGCUUCCGUGCUGGUGAAAUAUUCUGGAUACCUGGAGCACAUGGACAAGCCUUUCGAUUCUAAUUGCUUUAGGAAAACACCUCGGCUGAUGAAACUUGGAGAAGAUAUUACACUCUGGGGCAUGGAGCUGGGACUUCUAAGCAUGCGCAGAGGGGAAUUGGCCAGGUUCCUGUUCAAGCCAACCUAUGCUUAUGGCACCCUGGGGUGCCCACCCCUCAUCCCUCCAAAUGCUACUGUCCUGUUUGAGAUCGAGCUGAUUGACUUCCUUGAUUCUGCUGAGUCAGACAAGUUUUGUGCACUUUCAGCUGAACAGCAAGAACAGUUUCCACUUCAGAAGGUUCUCAAGGUAGCAGCAACUGAGAGGGAGUUUGGCAACUACCUUUUCCGCCAGAAUCGCUUCUGUGAUGCCAAAGUGAGGUACAAGCGGGCCUUGCUGCUGCUCCACCGACGCUUGGCAAUCUGUGAGGAGCAGCACCUGGUGGAGCCCGCCGAGCUUCUGGUCCUCCUCAACCUGUCUUUUGUGUACCUGAAGCUGGACCGACCUGCCAUGGCCCUGCGCUAUGGGGAGCAGGCUCUGCUCAUUGAUCAAAGGAACGCCAAGGCCCUCUUCAGGUGUGGACAGGCUUGCCUCCUUCUAACUGAGUAUGAGCAGGCCCGGGAUUUUCUAGUGCGAGCUCAGAAGGAGCAGCCCUGCAACCAUGACAUCAACAAUGAGCUGAAGAAGCUGUCCAGCCACUACAGGGACUACGUGGACAGAGAGAGAGAGAUGUGUCACCGGAUGUUUGCUCCCUGUGGGAGCGGCUCCUCAGUGGGAGGAAACUAAGGUUUGUCGGCUCUGCAAGCAAGAAAAGGGCCAGUGGACUCCUCCAUCAUCUCGGCUGGGGAUGGACGGAGCCCCAGUUCAGACUGCUCCAGCCACCCCUGGAAGACAGCAGCACCCC
Peromyscus eremicus (cactus mouse) is the source of this 1164-nucleotide messenger RNA. It is a transcript of the gene Fkbp6, whose product is annotated as FKBP prolyl isomerase family member 6 (inactive). The transcript has 9 exons. Bases 63 to 1046 code for a protein of 327 amino acids. Gene Ontology annotation, molecular function: peptidyl-prolyl cis-trans isomerase activity; protein binding. NCBI's taxonomy places the organism in Eukaryota, Metazoa, Chordata, Mammalia, Rodentia, Cricetidae. The record is from RefSeq and is a predicted model, not a curated record.